Cyprinodon tularosa is the source of this 2564-nucleotide messenger RNA. RefSeq names its product ATP-binding cassette, sub-family G (WHITE), member 1 (gene abcg1). The record is from RefSeq and is a predicted model, not a curated record. Gene Ontology annotation, cellular component: plasma membrane. Gene Ontology annotation, molecular function: ATP binding; ABC-type sterol transporter activity; ATP hydrolysis activity. The transcript has 15 exons. Lineage: Eukaryota; Metazoa; Chordata; Actinopteri; Cyprinodontiformes; Cyprinodontidae. The coding region runs from base 303 to 2249 and encodes 648 amino acids. Gene Ontology annotation, biological process: cholesterol homeostasis.
UAUUUUCAAACAAUUACUUUUAAUAACAUUCCAUGAAUCUUACAGGCAUGAAAAUAGGCCUAUAAAAGAGAGACCUGUCUGGUUUUGGAACAUCAGGUGUACCCAAUGUUCAGGUUGCUCAGGUGUUGGAGUGUUGCUGUCAGUUGUGCUGAUUCACAGCAGCAAUCAGUUCACUUAGAGGGAACUCUUCUGUCCGACAGUGACCUCUGGGACGGAUUAAUGUCUCAAAGCCUCCUACAUAAACCGGACCUCUGCUGAGAAUCUGCCUGCUAAUCUGAAACACAAACGGACCCCCAGACUUGAUGCUGGAUUCGCGAACGGUCUGUGUCUGUUUGGAGGAAGUAAUCAACAAGACUCCGAUGAGAACCCAACAGACGCCCCUGCUACAAAAACCACAGAAGAAGGUGGAUGCACCCUUGAAGAAGGUGGACAACAGCCUGACGGAGGCCCAGAGGUUCUCCUCAUUACCAAGGAGACCAGCAGUCAACAUAGAGUUCAAAGAUGUCUCAUACUCAAUCAGAGAGGGACCCUGGUGGAGGAUAAAAGGUUACAAAACUCUACUCAAAGGGAUCUCUGGGAAAUUCACCAGUGGGGACCUUGUGGCCAUUAUGGGGCCCUCAGGAGCUGGGAAGUCCACGCUCAUGAAUAUCCUGGCAGGAUACAGGGAGACAGGAAUGAAAGGGGAGAUCCUGAUCAACGGUCAACCCAGAGACCUGCGCUCUUUCCGGAAGGUUUCCUGCUACAUCAUGCAGGACGAUAUGUUGCUUCCACACCUCACUGUGCAGGAGGCCAUGAUGGUUUCAGCCAACCUGAAGCUACAGGAAAAGGUGGAGGCUCGGAGGGAGAUGGUUCAGGAGAUCCUGACAGCUCUGGGGCUGCUUGACUGUGCUAAAACAAGAACAUCGCACCUGUCAGGGGGUCAGAGAAAGAGGCUGGCCAUCGCUCUGGAGCUUGUCAACAAUCCUCCAGUUAUGUUCUUUGAUGAACCUACCAGUGGUUUGGACAGUUCAUCUUGUUUCCAAGUCGUCUCUCUUCUCAAAGCCCUGGCUCGAGGAGGACGGACCGUCAUCUGCACCAUUCAUCAACCUAGUGCCAAACUCUUUGAGCUUUUCGACAAGCUCUAUGUGCUGAGCCAGGGUCAGUGCAUCUACAGAGGAAAAGUGUCCAGCCUGGUUCCAUACCUGCAGAACCUCGGACUGAACUGUCCCACCUACCACAACCCAGCCGAUUUCAUCAUGGAGGUUGCAUCCGGGGAGUACGGGGACCAGAUGGUGAGACUGGUCAGGGCAGUUCAGGACAGGAGAUCUGAGGAGGUCCAUCAGAAAGAGCUGAAUGGAGACGCCAGCCUCCACCCGCUUCUGUGGCAGGAGGAGAGUUCUUCAUCUGAAGGUUGCCACAGCUUCUCAGCCAGCUGCAAGACUCAGUUCUGCAUCCUGUUCAGGAGGACUUUCCUCAGCAUCCUCAGAGACUCGGUGCUGACCCACCUCAGGAUCUCCUCUCACAUCGGGAUCGGAGUUCUGAUCGGGCUCCUGUACCUGGGCAUCGGAAACGAGGCCAAGAAGGUUCUGAGUAACUCAGGCUUCCUCUUCUUCUCCAUGCUGUUCCUCAUGUUUGCUGCUCUCAUGCCUACUGUACUCACAUUUCCUCUGGAGUUGGGGGUUUUCCUGAGGGAACACCUGAACUACUGGUACAGUCUGAAGGCUUACUACUUGGCCAAGACCAUGGCUGACCUUCCCUUCCAGGUGGUGUUUCCAGUGGUUUACUGCAGUAUUGUUUACUGGAUGACGGCUCAGCCUCCAGACGCUGCACGAUUCUUCCUCUUCCUGUCUCUGGGAGUCCUUACGUCCUUAGUGGCUCAGAGCCUGGGUUUGCUGAUCGGAGCUGCCUCCACCUCACUGCAGGUGGCCACAUUUGUGGGUCCGGUCACAGCGAUCCCGGUGCUGCUAUUCUCAGGGUUCUUUGUCAGCUUUGAUACCAUCCCCUGGUACCUGCAGUGGAUGUCCUACAUCUCCUAUGUCAGGUAUGGCUUUGAGGGUGCCAUCCUGUCCAUCUAUGGUCUGGAUCGAGCAGACCUUCACUGCGAUGAAGAAGAUACCUGCCACUUCCAGAAGUCUGAGGCCAUUCUGAAGGAGCUCGACAUGAUGGAUGCCAAACUCUACCUGGACUUCAUCGUCCUCGCCAUCUUCUUCUUCUCUCUGAGGAUCAUCGCCUACUUCGUCCUGCGGUACAAGAUACGGUCUGAGAGGUAGACCAGCACUAGCACAGGACUAAACCAGUCAGUCUGCAUUUGGACUCUGAUGAGGAGAUGCUGUGUGUCUGAAGGUCUGGUUCAGGUCUUGCAGGGACUGGAGCUGGUCUCCUGGUUUCUGAAUAUUUUACUGUGCCACACUCUGAACUCAGCAGAAUAUAAGUCUCCCUGGGCUGGUUUCUGAAACAAGACUCUGAUCAAGAGACGUUCAGGGCCAAGAGAACUUUCUUUGUGAUGUUAGUGAAUCAUUGGUAGGUUUGUGAAUGAAGACUUGUGGACUCACUGAGACUGUCCCACAAAUAAACGUGUCAAACAA